Porites lobata is the source of this 5273-nucleotide messenger RNA. The record is from the annotation of a GenBank genome assembly. Lineage: Eukaryota; Metazoa; Cnidaria; Anthozoa; Scleractinia; Poritidae.
AUGAGCCGGCGUCUCCUUCCCGUGGUUUCAUUUGCGGCUUUUGGGACUGGUGGAAUUCUUGGAGUGUUCUUCGAAAGGUUUGAAAGCGAAAAGAAAUGUUCUUACAUAGUACAUCCAAGCCUGAGUAUCAGGCUGAUACUCAGGCUAAGUACAUCCGUCAAACUUGAUUUCUUGAUUGCAGAUUUGAACUUAUACUAUUGUUAUUCUUUCGUCUACCAUAUUUUUUAGCAAGCGUCUCUUGCGGGGUUAUAAAUUUGCAGAUAGGGAGAUCGAAAGAGUCGCUGUUUUCCUGGAUAAUGAUCUGUUCAUUUUCUCCUUUGUGCUUCCCCCACCCUCCAUCAUCAUUCCAACCCAGGCCCCUGUUCUUGCUUGGGCUAAAAUUUGCCACGUGGCACUCAUCUAUACAGCCAUUUUGCAGGCUUAUCCCCAAAACAGCAUGUAUGUUGUCACAACAGUUUGGUACAAUGUAAGUGCCCUGGUUGUGACACAAUGUGCCCCCCUCCUCCCACUGCUCCUCUUAAACAAAUCCCAGCUAUGCCAGACUGUCAUACUGCCCAUACUGAAUGUCAGAACCUUAGAUAAUCGAUUGGUUUGUCAAGAAUAGAUAAUGUUUUAUUUUUUAGAAAGAGGCAACAGGAGAAUUUCCUUCCAGUGGUACAUGCCAAGCGCGAUGUAGUAGAUGGAGGACUUGGUCAGAGCAGACAAUCAGAAAUAAUGCAUUUUGGGUACCCUAGUAGGUUCUUAUAAAUUUCUUGUGGUUGAUUUUGUCACAGGUUGCAUGUACUGAAAAAUUUAUAGAAAAAAUUAUCUGGCUCACACCAUUCUGCAAAUAUUUUUUGGAACAGGUUUCGAGAAUAUAAAGGCCAAGAAUGAUUAUGUUCUUUCUUACAAUCGACGCCUUAGACUGGCUAACUGGGUUGCUGAGGUAACGUUUUUGCAUUUUAUUUGCACAUCUUAAGGCUACUCCAUGUAUUACUUUUUGUGCAGGAGCGAAAUAAUGUAGACUUGGUAGGGAAAUCUCAGAUGACUGAAGAGCAGGGUUGUCAGUAAGAUUUCAAGUUGUCAGAUGUAUGCAAUUAUUAGGGCGAGAAGUUCUUUUGGCUAUUUUCUGUUUGUUUCCUUUGAAAGUAGCCAGGGGUCAUGGUGAUAGUGGAUGGGGGAAAUCCCUGACCCCCGACCCUUAGUGACAGCCAUACCGAGGAAACCUCUUACACUCUUAGGAAACAGGUGUUCCCAUCUUAACUUACAAAAGUUCUUAACACAUCUUGUUUGUAGCAUUUAACAGCUAGGAAUGUGUACAACAGAGAUUUGGACAGAGGAAAGUGUGAUUUUGCACAGGAUCCAACUAUCCAUCCAUUGUUUUCAACUUCUAAUGAGGAUUACAGGUGUGCAUUUCACAAUCAAACACCUUUCAUUUAGCAAGCCGUACUGGGAUAUAUUUGUCAGCAAAAGGACUAAACUGUCAAAUAAAUCACAAGAUGUUAUCCACAGAUUCCAGAUAAAGCCACCUUGUGUAGCAAUCUUGUUCCCAGUUUCCUCUCCUGUUUGUCCCCUGGAUCCAUGGAAACGAGGUUGCUUGUGCAGCACAAUGGAAUAAAUACAGAUGAGGAUUUUUCAGCUGACUCGUUAGGAAAAAAAACAACCUUGUUUGUUUCCUUGACACUAAGAAUGAAGAGUAAAGAAAAUAUAUAACUCAUUUCACUGAACUGCUAGCCUGCCAGCAAGCUCUCUGAGGGACUCUCCCAUCCCACCACCCCACCGCCAGAGUCUCCCUCUCCCCCUUAGAGCUUACCGUAAGGCUACUUAACUGCUUGUGUCAAAGCGAAGUGUUUAUAGGUAAUCACAAUAUGAAUGAGCAUGAGGCAAGACGUAGGUUAGCCUGCUUUGCAGCUUGCCCAUGCAUCAUCUAGGCCAUUUGUAUACAGAUGGUUUAGAGUGCCUGCGACGCAGGCUAGGUGUAGGUAUUACUGCCAGCAACAUGAAGUGGGGUGUUAUCAAGUUAAAGUUACUAACCUUCCUAACCUCUCCUCAUCCCCCCCCCCCCUUGACAUACACACACACCCCUAUGAAAAAGGAAUUUUGACGAUAUUUUUGGACCAAAUUAUAACAACAGUAAACUGAUCCCAAUGGCAAGAAGACUAUUUUAUGAGUAAUUCAAAAAAUAUACUAUAUGUAACUGUUUUUGUCAAUUCAAAGGAUGAGUGGAUAUGACAGAGGUCAUCUAGCUGCUGCAGCCAAUCACCGGUCUUCUCAGGAUUCCAUGUGUGCCACGUUCUUUCUUAGCAAUAUGAGUCCACAAGUUGGUGAGCAGACAUGUCAACUGUUUAAAUGGCUUGCGAGCAAGCUCUCAAAUUAUGGCGUGCGAGGGCCUCUCGCACUCGCGUCCCCAUUUGCGUGCGGCUCUCGAGUGACUUCUUGCGAGUCUCCCAGACUACUGUUUAAAAUGUAUCGUACGUCUUAAGACAACAUUUCACCAGCGGAAGUUUUCUUUCCUUUCUUUAAGGCAGGCUCAGGAUUUAACCGAGAUGCUUGGGAACAUCUUGAAAAAUAUUCACGGCAUUUGACAAGGUUUUACAAGAAUGUGUAUGUUAUAACUGGACCUCUCUUCUUGCCAAAGUAAGCCUGGGGCUUUUAAGCUCGCAAAUACAUGUUUGUAGUAGUCGGCAUAGCUAGCGGUUUGUUUGGUGAGCGAGAGAAAAAGCUCUGAAAACGCGCGCAAAGGUCGCACGAACGGGCAGUGAAGGUUUCUCGUUGUUUCCGCCCCGAUCUUUCAGGCCGGGUCACCCAACAACGGUUUCCUCCUAAAUACAUUGAGAACACUUUUUAAGGCUAUCCAGAGCACUUUUAGAUCUCUAGAAAUGCAUGCUUUGUGGAACUAUAAAAUUUGUAUCUGUUAGGUCAUCCUAGGGGAACUUGUGUCUUUUCGAAAAUAUUAGGGCUCUAGUAUUGCUUUCCCAAAAAUUUUAGAUGCAAUUUAACGUUUCACGAAAGUGAGAAUUUUUUAAAUUCCUCUUUACAUCGCGUUUUUGAAUCUGAAAAUUUUAGGUUCUCUUAUUACUUCGAAAAAUAGCCCAACCUGGAGAGUAAAAUGUGAAAGAUUAUACUUCAGAAAAUCGUAGCAGAUUUAUUGAAGAAGCUUCGAAAAUUGUACAUGAAUGGAACCGCCAUCUAGAAAUUUUUAGCCAUGCUCAAGUUACAGAAAAUUCUAGGCAAUAUUUGCUUCUCCGAACAGAUAUUUUGCAGAAAACAGUCGUUGGGUGCCCCUGAUCUUUUCGUGGCUUUGCAGCUCAUUUGCGCGCUCAACAAACAAAACCGCCAGUUACGCAGACGUAGCCUGUGUACAGACACCCCUACCCCCUCCCCUCAGGAAAACAGACUACGCGGGCCUGGCAUGUAAGCUAUGUUUGUAGUUUUUGUUUAUGAUGUCAGUGUAUUGAUUUCGACAGGGAAGAAUGAAAGAUAGAUUGUUGAUCGAUUUCUGUCUUUACAGAUAAGUUCGAUUUGUUAGCUAAGAUUUUCAUUUAAAGGAAAAAAAAGAUCCUUAUUCAAAGUAUUCUUGUUAAAGAAAUAUUUAUUUGAGCCGUUCAAUUAGUUAAAAGGCGUUUCUUAGAAAGUUUUUGGAAAAACAAAACUGACAGCUACGUAUGCCUGGUUUUUUGUGUUUUUGUUUAUAAAUGUUUUUCGACAGACACGAUUUCAAAUUUCGACGCCAACUUUCGUCCUGAUCCAAAGUAUUAAACAUUCUAAGUUAAAAAAAGAAAAAAAGUUUUAGACACGCCCAUCCAUUUUGGUGGUGAGCAAGAAAGUUCUUAUCAGUGUUUCAUUGAAAAUACAAUGUUUCAUAUCAAUCUUUUUUAGACUGGAAGCAGACAACCAGUUGUACGUGAAAUAUAAGGUGAGACGUGAUAAGUCGCUUCUUAGCGUCAGUAAAGAGGAAAAUCGGCUUGACUAAUGGCGGUUGCGUUCAUUCUGCCUCGCACUUUCCUUUCACAUUUGACGAUGUUUUGGCUUUCUCUGCCUAGUAGUUUACAUCACGCCAGCGCGAGCUCACUCCUGUUUCCUUUCGUGGCUCUGUAUUUGUUUACAUGAUACCGAGACGAAAUGUCGAGCCGGCGCGAGUAACACCGGCGUGAAUUCACCCCGGCUGUUGUACCGGAGCGAGAAUUUCACUCCGGUACGAAAUUUCGUAACAGUAUCAUGUAAAUGCGUUCGGUGUGAAGUCGGUCUGCCUGUGGACUGCAACGGGUAGCGCAUGCGCAGUUAGUUUUCGUCAAUCCAGAAUGGCAUCGUCAUAUUGGUCAUGGGCUAUGGGGCCACGAAAACUGAACAUGCAAACACGUAAACGCGAUACGAAAUCAAGAAGUUACCCCUGUAUGAAACUCGCGCCGGUGCGAGUUUUCUCAUGUAGACACCACCUAACUAGCGUUCUUCUCAUAAUUUCUGCAGUUUCUAAUUUUCCAGUGUUUUUUUUACGAUAUCUAGCUGAUUGGUAUCAACCGUAUAGCCGUUCCUACACACUUCUUUAAAAUCAUCUUAGGAGAGACAAACGACAACCAACUGGAAAUGCAGGUGCGUUAUUCUCUUGUUAAACCGCAACUUCCAGAAUUCAUAUGUACAGACGAACCUAUAUGUGCGUCAGCCCUUGUAAGCCUGGCGGAGGGAGGGGGUACUCAACAAAUGUUUACACGGAGAGGCUCCGCCCCGAGGUCCAACCCCUUACCCUUUUAUACACCAUUUUCCACGAAAAAGUUACCCCUUUCAUAUACCUUCUAUUGACAAAUGGUACCCCUUUCACAUACCUUGUUUAGAACUUUGCAUCCCUUUUCACUGCUAUAAAUGCACUGUCUUUUAAAUAGGAAUCAAUCAUGAAGAUAGAACGUUUUCUCGACUUUUUAAAGCCAUGAAAUUCAUCUGUUAGCCCUUUUGGGCCCACUCAUAAGGGGUUGAACAACCCCUUAAGAGUUGCUGGUGAAGCUAAAAAUCUCUAUUAACAAUCAUGUCUUUAAAAAAGACACAUCACGUCACAAUCAGUCACAUGUUCUAUCUCUCGUUGCAGUCCUACAUAUUGCCCAAUCAACCAAUCAACGAGAAGACGCCGCUGCACAUGUUUCAAGUCCCAGCAGAUACAAUUGAGAAGGCUUCCGGUCUAAUAGUCUUCGACAAGGUUCCUCGUCACAAUAUAAAACAAAUCCGACCAACGAUUCCUGUAAGCAGUUGACGUCAGGAGCCGAUUAGAGUAGUAGGCUCCUGUUGACGUAAAUGUUUGUCCAGAC